AUGGGUACAGUGAAGGACCCGAAGGGAGAUAAGAAGGCCAAGAAAGUCACAAAACUGAAGAAGCUGAGUGAUGGUGACAGUGCAGCUGCUGGAGAUUUUGUCAAGAGCAGUCGGCCCGUGAAGGAAGAACCACAGGACGACGACUUUGCCGAGGAGAAGAAGUUGAAAAGGAAGCGAGUUAAAGAGGAGCCCCUGGAAGGGACUUCACAAUCCAACGACUCACCUCCUUCAAAGAAAACGAAGAAGAAACGUCCCCACAGUGAAGAAGGUGACAAGAAGCCUGAGAAAAAGAAGUUAAAGAGAACAGAUAAGACGGUCAAGAAGGAAGAAGAGGAGCAUCCGGUGGCAAAAAAACCCAAGAAGACGAAGGCAGAGAUUGCUGAAGCGAAACUUUUGAAGAUCAAACAGAAGGAGGAAGAGGAGCAGAGCCGCUGGAGAUGGUGGGAGGAGGAGAAGUAUGAAGAUGGGGUGAAAUGGAAGUUCUUGGAACAUAAUGGACCCUACUUUCCUCCUGAGUACCAGCCGCUCCCCGACGACGUUCACUUCUACUACAACGGUAAGGAGGUGAAGCUGAGCCCAGCAGCGGAGGAGGUGGCGGUGUUCUUCGCACAAAUGUUGGACCAUGAAUACACCACCAAGAAAGUGUUCCGGGACAAUUUCUUCAAGGACUGGAGGGAGGAGAUGACUCAUGAAGAAAGGUUGCUGAUUAAAGAUCUUGGUAAGUGUGACUUUGGAGAGUUGCAUGCCAUGCAUAAAGCCAAGGUGGAGGCCAGGAAAAACAUGACCAAGGAGGAGAAACAGGCGCUGAAAGAGGCCAACCAGAAGAUCGUGGAUGAAUACGGAUACUGCCUGCUGGACCACCACCGAGAACGCAUCGGCAACUUCAAGAUCGAGCCGCCGGGGCUUUUCCGAGGUCGCGGCGAGCAUCCCAAACAGGGCAUGCUGAAGAAGAGGAUCCAGCCCGAGGACGUCAUCAUCAACUGCAGCAAGGAGUCCCGCAUCCCUGAACCGCCUGCUGGACAUCGGUGGAAGGAAGUUCGACAUGACAACUCUGUGACUUGGCUGGCCAGCUGGACAGAAAACAUUCAGGGCGCCAUUAAGUACAUCAUGCUCAACGCCAACUCCAAACUCAAGGGAGAGAAAGACUGGGAGAAAUAUGAGGUUGCUCGGAAACUGAAGUCGUGUGUGGACGACAUCCGGAACCAGUACAUGAAGGAUCUUCACUCGAGAGAGAUGGAGAAGCGACAGCGAGCGGUGGCCCUUUACUUUAUAGACAAGCUGGCGCUGAGAGCAGGUAACGAGAAGGAGGAGGGGGAGACGGCGGACACGGUGGGCUGCUGCUCGCUCCGCAUCGAGCACAUCACGCUGCACAAGCAACUCGACGACAAGGAGUUCGUGGUGGAAUUUGACUUCUUGGGCAAAGACUCCAUCCGCUACUACAACAAAGUCCCAGUAAUCAAGAAGGUUUUUAAAAAUCUCAAACUUUUCAUGGAGAAUAAAGAAACCGGAGAUGAACUCUUCGACCGGCUCAACACCGGCCGUCUGAACAAACACCUGAGUUCUCUGAUGCCUGGUCUGACUGCAAAGGUCUUCAGGACGUAUAACGCCUCCAUCACCCUGCAGCAGCAGCUCCGAGAGCUCACCAACAAGUCCGAUAACGAGGCAGAGAAGCUGCUGUCCUACAACAGGGCCAACAGAGCCGUUGCUGUUCUCUGUAACCACCAGCGGGCGCCGCCAAAGACCUUUGAACAGUCCAUGGCGAACCUUCAGGCCAAGAUCGACGCUCGGAAGGAUCAGCUCUCCGCUGCCAAGGAGGAGCUGAAGGAGGCCAAGAAGGAGGCCAAGAGCAAAGGAGAGGCGGACGCAAAGCUGCAAGCCCUGGUGGAGCGGAAGCAGGCGGCUGUGGCUCGCUGCAAGGAGCAGCUGCUGAAGAUGGAGGUCCAGGCCACAGACCGAGAGGAGAACAAGCAGAUCGCUCUGGGAACCUCCAAACUCAACUACUUGGACCCGCGCAUCAGCGUGGCCUGGUGUAAGAACAUGGAGGUACCUGUGGAAAAAAUCUACAAUAAGACCCAGCGGGAUAAGUUCGCCUGGGCCAUCGACAUGACCGAGGCAGACUUUGAGUUCUAACUCCACAUUUCAAAAC
Molecule: messenger RNA, 2146 nt
Organism: Salarias fasciatus (jewelled blenny)
Lineage: Eukaryota; Metazoa; Chordata; Actinopteri; Blenniiformes; Blenniidae
Product: DNA topoisomerase I, mitochondrial
Exons: 17
Coding region: 1-2130 (709 amino acids)
Biological process (GO): DNA topological change; chromosome segregation; DNA replication
Cellular component (GO): chromosome; nucleolus
Molecular function (GO): DNA binding; DNA topoisomerase type I (single strand cut, ATP-independent) activity
Source: RefSeq, a predicted model, not a curated record